AUGGAAAAAAACACUUCCGGUUUAGCAGAAUAUUUAACUAACCGACAAAUUAAAAAUUUAAAAGAUUAUUGUUUGGGAUUAGAAGUCGGUUUAGGAACUCACGGCAAGAAAAAUAGCAGUGGGAAAGCCAUGGAAAAAGCAGUAGAAAAUUUACUAAUUAAGCACGGAAUUGCUUACCAAAAGCAAGUGUCGGUUAAUUUUCCGGUAAAUGGCAAAAAAUUAUUUGAUUUUCAAAUUAAAUUAGGAAAUAAGGAAUAUUAUUUGGAAACCAGUUUUUUUAAUGUGGCGGGUAGUAAAGUCCAAGAGGUAAUUCGCUCUUAUGGUGGGAUAUUAACCAAGGCUCAAAAAAACGAAAUUAAUUUUUUGUGGAUUUUGGAUGGCAAAGGAUUGAAAAGUUGUAAGGAAUUAUUGAAAAAUACUUACUUGGAAAAUAAAGAUUUUAUGUUUAGUUUGAGUGCGGGAGAAAUUGAAUCAAACUUAAUAUUCUAUUCCACUUUUUUUAUUGAUAAUCAAGAAUUCUCAAAAGGAGUGGUUUACCAAUUUACUACUCCCGGUAAUUUUGUCCGAGAUAAUAAUCACCAUUGCAGAAUUAUCCAAGGGAUUGAUAGUGGGGGAUAUGAAUUCGGAACUUUUUCUGAGACAAUCGAGGGUGAAAUAUGGGAAUUAAAAAAUAAUGUUCCAUCUACUACUUUGAAAAGAAAGAUUUAUGAAUUUAUACAAAAGAAAAUUUUAACUGAUUUUACCGAAAUUAAAGAGUUUUGGAAAUCUGUUUUUACCGAGAAAAAAGUUAAUAAUGACUCCCGAUUUAAUCUUGGAAUACUAAAUGAUGAGGAAAUAAAAGGCCGAUUAGUCAACCUAUCUAAUCCUCUGUUUCACGAUCAUAGCAAAAGAAAAGAUAAUGCCACCGAAGUUAAAUAUUGUAGUGAUGGUGGAGUCGGACACGCUGAAUGGUUAAAAGUUUUAAAAAGUAAAAUUAGUGAACUAAUCGCUACCGAAAUCGCUCUCCGACCGGACAAUAGCGAUUUAACCGAGAAAGAAUAUACUGACCGCCAAAAAAAAUAUCAAGCGAAAGUAGAUUCGAUUAAGGAGGUUAUCGCCCAAUUUGAAAUCACUAUGGGCGAAAUUAUUUCCAACAAAGAAUUCAAAAAGGAGUUUGAAGAAUUGACUCAAAAACAACUUAAUUUAUUAGAAAGAGGUGCAACGACCAAACAGGUGAUAAUUUAUAAUCGUUUAAAAGAUUUAAAACUUUAUCUAAGCGGAGAUGAAAAAACCCUUGAAAAAUUUCAAACUAACGAGAUGAAUUGGAGUUCUGAAAAAAUUAGUAAUCUUUAUUUAAUUUGGGCUAGACAGUGGAUUUUUAAAAAUGAUGUUUCCUGGGUUCAAGGUAAAAUUUCCGGAGAAGUAAGGGUGCCAAGAAUUGAUAAUACUGACCCUUAUACUAAUGCUGUUUUUAAAGAAAAAGUUAAGGAUUUAUUGGAUUCAAGUUUUGCUAAAAAGAACCUACAAGACCUAAAAGAUUCAAAUCUCCCCCCCAAAUAUUUACUAGAACUUGACCCCUCAAACGAUUAUUUAAAAUUACGCCGCUAUUUAAGUGAGGUUUAUAAAAAUAUUUACACUACUUUAAAUUGUCAGUCCAUUUUUUCUCAGCAGAGAUAUAUGGUGUUCGAAUUAGAAAGGAUAGAAGACAAAAAUAGGGAUAUUAAAGAAAAGGACAGUGAGGAAAGUUAUUUCGAGGAAGGAUUAUAUGAAAAUGAGCAAGUUUUUAUUUCUAAACCAGCCUGCUUGGAGUUGCUUUACCCCGAUUUUUCUGAGGUAGAUGAAACAGAUGAAGAAGCAUUAGUUAAAUUUCACGCUGAUAAAAAAAAAGUAACUGAUAAAUUAAAAAAAUUUAAAGCCGAAAAAGGACAAAAAAAUUUAAGUCUUGAAUUAGAACGCUUAACGGACAAUUAUCUAACUAGUUUUCCGAAUCAAAUUUCGGAAGAACAAAAGCAGGAAUUAAAAAAAAUCAAUGCUAAUUCGGACUGA
This is a messenger RNA of Funneliformis geosporum, 2025 nucleotides long. The record is from the annotation of a GenBank genome assembly. Lineage: Eukaryota; Fungi; Glomeromycota; Glomeromycetes; Glomerales; Glomeraceae.